GUUUCGUGGCGAACGGUCGAUCAGCGCCAGUCGUUGUCGUUGUCGUAGUCGCAGUCCGUGGCCCUAAAGAAUUUCGACGCAGCCUCUUGCUGUGUGUGUGUGUAUGUGAGAGUGCAUUUGCAUGCGUAUGUGUGUGUCUGCAUUGUUUAUUUACAUACCUACCGAGUACAUUACAUGUUUUCCAUUUGGCGUUUUUAAUUGGGCAGCAAGUGCAAUUGUGUGUGUGUGCCGUGUGUGCUGUGGGCAGCCGCUUAGUAAAUAUUAGUUUCUUUUCGUCUCCGUCUUUUACUAUUUUUAUUUUUUAUUUUUUUUGUGCUUUCCCAAAAAAUCAAAUAAAAGAGAAACAAAACUGCACUUGUGUGUCUGUGUGUGUGUGUGUAUGUGCUUGUGAACUAACAGGAAACAACGAGCAAUUAAACAAACGACGCCGUCGCCAUCGUCGUCGUCGCAGUUGCAGUUGCAGUUAGAACCAUGGAGCCCAAGACACGCUAAUUGAGGUCGUUGCUAGAUUUCGCAGGGCACAAAUCACACGCCAUUUUGUAGUAUGCUUCAGAAAUAUUACGAAACAUUCUAGAGAGGGGCGUCAAAAAAGCGAUCAACAACACAUCACAACACAGCUGCAACCACAACAAUUGCAUAAACAAGGACAACAACUACACGAGUAUACACUUGCAAAAGAGAAGACAAAGAGAGACAGAGACAGAGAGAGAGAGAGACAAGGACAAAGCGCGCGUGCCACGCCCCAAACAUGAGCAGCAUGAAGGGCGGCUUCUCCACACUGAAUCGCUGGUUUGGCCGCAAAAAGGAUAAAUCUGGCGUCGGCAGCGCGGCAUCCAAUGGCAAGCUAUCGAAGUCAACGACACAGCUGCACCACAUGUCCACCACGGACACGACGGGCAUGCACAUCAAUGAGGCUAGUCAACUGGAUUACAAUCGGAUCACCCCGCUCCCGGUGGCCACCAGCAACGCACCCUUCGAGCAGACCUUUCGCAUCACCGUCCUCCUGCCCCGAGAUCAGCUCUAUGUGGCGCGUCUCGGCGCCCGAGUCCCGCUGAGCAAACUGUUGUCCCUCGUCUGUGACAACAAGCAGUUGGAUGCCGAUAAAUACGAGUUCAGGAAUCCAGUGGAUGCUAGUCAGGUGUACAGCUGCGAGUCGACCAUCGGAGCAGUGGGCCUCUCGGAGAUACGUCUGUGCCACAAGUCGGAGUCGUACGACAGCUUCAAUGCGGACACGAUGCUCAAGUUUCAGCGCACGGCCGCGACCCGGGAUUCGUUGAGCAGCAGCUCGGACUUUAGCAGCAGCCGGCACUCGCAAUCGAAGCUGACGGCCAAGACGCCCAGUCCAUACAGUUCGAGCAACUCGCUUAACUCCAUGGACUCCACGGGCAUGAACUACACGCGCACCCCGGUGGUGGUGCCCAAGGCGAUGGCUCCGCCGCCACGCAAGAAGCGUGUGGCGCCCCGACCUCCCAGUCAAGUGGUUAUACCGGAGCAGUCGGUGCCGCAGUUCGAGACGGUGGCCCCGAAAGCGGUGUCGGAAGCAACGCCCACAGAGCCCGCCUAUGCGGUGAUAGUGAAGCGGCCACAGCUGUGCAUGUCCACGCCCAAUUUGGCCAGCACACCGGAACGGGAAACCCUCGAGUUGGACUGCAAUGGCAACAGCGCCAAGACGCCCGAUGCCAGCGAUGCCGAUGGCGGACAUUAUGCCACGGUCGAUAUCAAAUCGAAUGGCGGUCAGGUUUGGCCCGAGCCCACGCCUCGCAAGCGUCUCAUUCAGCUGAAGAAGAAGACGGCGCCCGCUCCGCCGCCUGCAGAUGGUUCCGCCGUCGCCGCCGACAGCAUCUCGCUGGCCUCGACAACGGCCUCCAUAACGGAAGUAGUGCUGGUCACCCCAACAGCUACCGCAACACCAACACUGACACCAACGGCAACGCCGCAGCCGGCGCCCCGCAUAACAACACCCACGCCCAUACCCGUGACACCAGCGACAACGGCCGCAGCCAUCCCGACUCCGACGACUCCGCCACCGACGAAACCCAGUCCAAUCGCAGAGGACUUGCCACAGACGCCGCCGCCGCCAUUGCCGGCAAGUGCAGCGCCUCAGCUGACGCCCAAUGGCAAUCAGAACGUGUCCAAGGUGCUGCUGAACCGCACGCCAACGCCGGAGCCACGCUCCCUGAGCAGCGCCACCGAGGGCGAGGACGAAGAGGAGGACAAUAACGAUGCGGCCUCGAAGCAGGCAGACUCUGGCAUUGGGGAGCCUGUGCCCACGCCUACGCCCUCGCCGCAGCCUAGCUCCACAUCGCCAUCACCAUCACCCGAGCCGGAGCCGGAGUCGGAGCAACGAGUGCGCGGGAAGUCGGCAAUUGAGUCGAGCUCGGAGGAUGAGGAGGCCAUCAAGGUGUACAAUUUCAAGACCUCAUGCCAGACAUCCGUGAAGACAACCGAGUCGGAAACCGAGUUGAAAAAGGAGUUGCCUAAGCCGCCGACAACGCUGGCCGAACUGACAGUCCUGACAGCAGCGCAGCCGGAGGAGGAACCCGCAUCCGAUGAGCAACCUUCGCCGGUGAAUGGAGCUCUGACGACGCCCAGCAGCGCCAGCGAGCUGACAUCGUUGUCGUCGUGGAAUUAUGCGGUGCCCAUAUCACCGCCACCAGAUUUCUCCGAUACGCGACCGCGCAGCAGCGGCUCGCCGCUGAACGAGAUUGUUGAUGAGCUGUCGACGAUCAUACAACAACAGCGUCUGGACACGCUGAUCAAACAGGCGCCGGAGCAGCCGCAGAUCGAGGCCGCCAAGCCGAAUCGUCUGGCCAACUUUAGCAUUGCGGCCAUCGGAAAUGUUGCCAAUGGCACAGCAACCAAAUCGAACAGCUCCAGCUCCAGCUGGAGUUCUAGCUCCAGUCCAGCCACAACACCCACAACAAUCACACGUGCCGAUUCGUUUCAUCAGUCGCCACGCAGCAGCAGCUUGGGACUGGGACUGCGACUGCGCAGCUCAUCGCAGCUGUCGCUGAACAAACUCGAGCAGAACGGACUGCAGCAGCAACAGCGACGCUCCUCGAGCGAACUGAGCAUUGCCGAGUCACCGUCGCUGCAGAGUCUCGAGCUGAUCAAGACCAUACUGAGCAACUCGCGCAAGAACAGCCUCGCCAGUCCGGAUGCGCCACCGCUGGAGACGACGACGACGCUUGUGAAACCAAAGAGCAGCAGUCCGUUGCCAGCCACAGUCACCCCCGCUCCACUCCCAACACCAACCCCAGUCCAGUCCAGUCCAGCAGUUAAGGCGGCUUCUCCACCGGCCACACCAGCAGCUGCUCGGACUCCCCACGCCGUGGAGGAACAGCUGACACCAUCAAGCCCCAUCCCCGCCAGUCCUGCUACAUCCCCGAAACCAGCAGCGAAAGCAGCUCCGGCUCCCGCUGCCGCUCCCGUUCCCAUAGUCAAGCCGCUGCCACCAACCUAUCGCUACUCUGGACCACCCAGCAUCAACUUUGCCACAUGGAGCGAGCGUCCCAAGUCGCAGGUGGCGAUCAAGAAUGAAGGCGAUUACAUAUUCGGCGGUGCCACAGCCGCAGCGGCGAAUGCUUCCGCCAACUCGCCGCCACCGCCAACGGCUGCGAAGCCAGCAGCUCCGGUCAAGCUGAGCAUCGAGGUGGCCUCGCCCAUACUGCGCAUGGGAAUACCACGCAAGGAGUACCAUGUGCCCAUCACAGUCAAGCCACUGCGUGAUGCCAGCCAAGAACGCGACCAGCAACAGCAGCAGACGGAGUUGUCCCGCGAAACGAAGCGGGAAUCGCUGAGGGAGCCGCCGCUUAGGGAGCCACAGCGUGAGGUGGUGAAACCCUCGACGCUGCCGCGUCCGGCAAAGAGUAAUCGCUUUACGCUGCCCGCCCAAGCGCACAGCUCGCUGACAACAUUCUCGUCAUCUUCGACAUCAUCCUCAACGAUAUCGACAACGUCGUCAACGUCGACGACGACGACAACGCUACUGAUGAACGGCAGCGGCAGUGGUGGAUCAUCAACCAAUUCAUUGCCGCGUCCCGUGUCAACGCUGGAAAAGCGCAAGACGCUGCCAGCGCCUGCUGUCGCAGCGGAGCCAGUGGCGGCGCCAUUUGGCCAAAACACUUUGCGUCGCACCGGCUUCAAGGAGCGCAUGCUGGCCAAGGAGCAGGAGGAGAAGGAGCAGGCACUGCGCGUGCGUGUAUCCGUCAAUGGUGGCCCAGUGGCCACAACACCCGCAGCUGCAGUCGCAGCUACAGUUACAGCCACGCCCACACAGACACCCACAGUCACGGCCACGCCCACAUCCACAGUGACAGUCAUAGCCACAUCGCCACAGUCGCCGCCUCUGCCGCCUGUGAAACCAACGCCAGCCGCAAAGACAAUCAUUCGCAGCAGCAAGCUGGAGUUGAAGCUGCAGCAGGAGCCGGAGCCAACGCAGGAGCCAGUUGUGCUGCAGGUCAAACUGCGUCCCGUCAGUCAAGUGAAGCCAGCUCCAGCUGCAGCAGCGUCGCCAUCGCCGCCUCCACCGCCGGCGCCUCCAGCCUUGGCCAAGGCGAAGCCCAUGCGAAAUGUGACACCCACAGCUGCCGAUCCGCGGGAUCAACUGCUCGAGGCGAUACGCAACUUUAAGCGGGAGGAGCUCAACAGAGCCUGAAGUAGAGAAGAGGAAGCGGAAGUGGAAGUGGAAGCGGAAGUGGAAACGAAAUGCACAAAGCUAUUGCGCAAAUUUUAAGUUUGAUUAUUUUUGUCUCCCAUUUUGCUUUGCUUUUAUUUAAUUUUCAUUUUUUUUUUUAUUUUGUAAAUAAUUAACAAGUGUUGUAAAUGAAAUAUUAGUAACAAUUUGCUGUUAAGCGUGUGCUUAAACAUUUUAAACCUAAACAUAAACAUAUAUGAAUAUAUAUACACACAUUUUUUUUAACUAUUAUUAAUUUUUUUUGUUAUGAACCAUGUUUUUUUUUUGCAAAUGAAGAAAAGAAACGUUGUUUUAGUCGUAAGGUCACAAGAACCCAAAAAAAAAACAAAAAACAAUUUAUCUACAUAUAAAACUAAAAAACAAAGCAAAACAAAAACGUAUAAAAAAAAAUUAAUUUCUAUAUACAACGUCAUAUGCUUACAUCAUAUAUUCUGUAUGUUAUAGUGAAUUAUAGUAACCAAUUUUCUAACCAAUGGGACUGGUCUACUUAGUCGUGUCAAAACAAAAAACAUAAACCAAGCAAAAAACUAAUUCUAUGUUAAACAAAAACAAAACAUCUAAUUAACUAAUAGCACAAACAAACAAAAAAACAAAAAAAGCAAAGCAAGCGAUUAGCGAACGAAUAGAAGCGUUACAUUGAGCGCUAAUAAAUUAUUAUAAAUAAUUACACACACACCCAUACACACGCACACACAAGCGAGUAUGUAAAUUGUGUGCUGCAACUAGUUGCAUAUUGUAUUGAUACAUUGAUAAAUAAAAUCCAAAAACUGACAAAAAAA
Drosophila albomicans is the source of this 5475-nucleotide messenger RNA. RefSeq lists its product as uncharacterized. The record is from RefSeq and is a predicted model, not a curated record. Bases 749 to 4657 code for a protein of 1302 amino acids. NCBI's taxonomy places the organism in Eukaryota, Metazoa, Arthropoda, Insecta, Diptera, Drosophilidae. The transcript has 4 exons.